GUAUAAAAGAGGGCCAGUCCGGUGUUUCGAGCAUCAAUCGAUUUUCAUCGGCCUUUCAAGCUUGUCACCUCCUCUCCAACGUACAACAUGAAGUGCAUCGCAGCUGUCGUUUUGCUCGCCCUGGUCGGCGUAGCUCUGGCGAAACCCCUGGAAACGGAGUCGAUCGAGCCGGUCAAGAGCGAGUCGCUGGCGCCGGAAGCUGAACUCGCGGCGAGGAACAAGAGAGGGUUGCUGUUGAGCGCGGCGUACACCGCGCCUGUAGCCUACAGCGCGUACACCGCCCCGGUCGCGUACACGUCCGCCUACAGCUACCCUUACGCGGCGUACGCAGGCUACCCUUAUUACGCUUCGGCUUACUCCGCACCGUACUACGUCCUUUAAAGCCUGAUCGACCACCGCCAUCUCCGUCAACGACCGGACUGCCCACCUAAACGCGACGACUGCACCGAUCUCGACAGCUCCACCGAGAGCUCUCCAGAUUUGAUCGAGAUGCACGAAUGACACGGCCUGAAGGAUGCUCGCAUCGCAACGCAAGGAUCAACGAUGAUCCGCCACCAAUUUGGACAAUUUCCAUCGAAGAAUUCUCGAUCGUGUACAAAAUUAUGUGUAUCAACAGCGAGAACGUUGCCAGCAUUCUUCAACGCUCUACUAACAAUUAGAUUAUAGGUAUACUUAUAUAUACAAACGUACGUAUAUGUAUCGUGCUGUGUAUCAUAAGACAUGUAAUAAAGUUUCGUUGCAAACCAUA
Hylaeus anthracinus is the source of this 748-nucleotide messenger RNA. RefSeq lists its product as uncharacterized. NCBI's taxonomy places the organism in Eukaryota, Metazoa, Arthropoda, Insecta, Hymenoptera, Colletidae. The coding region runs from base 88 to 381 and encodes 97 amino acids. The record is from RefSeq and is a predicted model, not a curated record. The transcript has 2 exons.